Messenger RNA from Durusdinium trenchii, 1374 nucleotides. The record is from the annotation of a GenBank genome assembly. NCBI's taxonomy places the organism in Eukaryota, Dinophyceae, Suessiales, Symbiodiniaceae.
AUGCUUGAGCACAGAGCUGGGAUUCGAAAAGGUCGUGAUUUUGGCACACUCAGAUGCGGGUAUGGCAACUUUGAUGUUGCAACGCGACUCAAGUCGAUCUUGAUUCGUCGUGACCUUUACGUGCACCUCAAGUCGAUCUUUAAGGAGUUCGAUGGCUUGAUCACAGAAUUCAUGGAAGAUACUUACUAUGGUCAGAUGAACGUAUCGCCGGACGGAUCUUUUAUCAAGACAGACCCAGACCAAGACUUGGACGAAGGUGGAUCAGAAGCUGGAUCAGACAAAGAAGGUGUGGAAACUUGCAACGUGAGCACUUUCGUGACAUUUGGUCCUUUGAAGAACUUAUUGACACGAUUAGCACGCAACACGUUUGAGGUUGCAAUGUGCAAGCUGGCAAAGGAAUCUGUUCCUGGGAAAGCUCUCACUCUUACCUGCCUCAAGGAUGAUGUGCUUGGGAAGGCAAUCCAAGACUGCCGUGCAAAAUAUGAGACUGAUUUCCCUAAGGUAGCCGUGGCUGAAGUUGAGCCCGCUCGAGAACUUCACUCCGGACUGGAGGUGAUCAACAAGUUGAGCAUUGGUUCGGAGGAGGAGUACAAAGAGGAACUGGCUCAGUUCAACCUCAAGGCGACGAAGCACGAGGACGAUGCUGUCAGGGACUUUGUCUUCUCACGAGUUGAGAUCGUGGUCAACCCUCUUGACGACACACUGAUUCCAAAGUUGCGGAGGGUGAAGAUGAUGGAAGAGAGGAAGAGGAAGCUGUACUUCUACUCUGUCGCCGGAGAUGGUGCGAUCAAUUGGGAGGCGGCGAAGAAGCGUAGAUUGAACCCCUAUGCUGGGACAGGGCCGGGAUUGAAGACUGUGGUGGACACCUUUGAGAAUUUGCAAGCAAAAGAGCCGGACGAGCACACCUCCGGACGGAACAUCCUUGGAAUUUGUGUGAGGGGUUCGCAGGGAAAGGUGAAACCCAUGGAGGUGACCCGAAAGGCUUUGGCUUCGAAGGUGUACAACCUGGCCACGGCUCUUGUGGAUCCUGACCCUCAAGACCUUCUAUCAAGAUUCCGUCGAGGUCGCCGACCUUUUGCGGGCAACGUGGAAGAGAAGAUCAUGCUUCGGAGCCAGAAGGGUCUGACCGAAGCGAAGACGACGAUGAAGAUCCCUCUGUGCUCCCACACUGACUACGCAGCCAUCUUUCAGAACGACGACAGUGCUGGAGAUCGAGAUGAAGAGGACCUGGGGACAGAAGACGCUUUUGUGGAGGUGCAGGAUGGUCAGGUACAAUGCUUUCCGUAUGAGCAUGCCCCGAUCUUCAAGCAAGAGCUCAUCCAUGUAUUCGGUGCUGAAGUAUUUGUUGACCUGAGCCCAGAGCCUCUAGGUUAA